Molecule: messenger RNA, 666 nt
Organism: Sinocyclocheilus rhinocerous
Lineage: Eukaryota; Metazoa; Chordata; Actinopteri; Cypriniformes; Cyprinidae
Product: guanine nucleotide-binding protein G(I)/G(S)/G(O) subunit gamma-5
Exons: 3
Coding region: 92-298 (68 amino acids)
Biological process (GO): G protein-coupled receptor signaling pathway
Cellular component (GO): heterotrimeric G-protein complex
Molecular function (GO): G-protein beta-subunit binding
Source: RefSeq, a predicted model, not a curated record
ACUCGUGCACUUCCGGACUGAACCAACCGGAAACCGCCUGCUCACAACUUUUGUCUUCGCUGUUGCACAUCGAUUAGAAAUAUCAGACAUCAUGUCGGGCUCAUCAAACAUUGUUGCGAUGAAGAAAAUCGUUCAGCAGUUGCGCUUCGAAGCAAACAUCAACAGAGUAAAGGUUUCUCAGGCGGCUGCAGAUCUUCAACAGUUCUGCAUUCAGAACGCCCUACAAGAUCCUCUGCUGACCGGUGUGUCUUCAAGCACCAACCCCUUCAGGACACAGAAGGUUUGCUCCUUCUUGUGAGGGUCCAUGAUGGGCAUCUGCCAUUGGCUUUUUCCUGUUCCUGUGACAUUUCUGCUGGGGGAAAAAAAAAGAAGAAGAAAACCACUGCCAUGAUGUGUAAUUGAAGAAGCAGCAGCACGAAGCUGUCCUCUUGCCAGUUAAUACCUCAUGCCAUAAACACAAAAACAAGAACUGAAAGGAUUUGCCGCUCUGGCUGCUUUAUGUCUGUUAUGGUGCAUUUUAAUUUUAGAAGAAGAAUUUAGUUUAAUGUCUCCGCUUGACUCUCGUUCUCACAGCCCUCAGAUUUCUGUUUGAAGACCUCAAACUAAAGUGAAAAAGUGAAAGUGACGUGACAUGUGGCCAAGUAUGGUUACCCAUACUCGGAAUUA